Messenger RNA from Anopheles funestus (African malaria mosquito), 1239 nucleotides. RefSeq lists its product as uncharacterized. The record is from RefSeq and is a predicted model, not a curated record. Lineage: Eukaryota; Metazoa; Arthropoda; Insecta; Diptera; Culicidae. The transcript is spliced from 2 exons. The coding region runs from base 1 to 1239 and encodes 412 amino acids.
AUGACCACCGGUAUGGGAUGUUCAUCGUCCGUUGUGCUCGAGGAACCGAUUCCACAUCCUACGACACCCGUGUUGAACACCAACGAGCAAGGUCGACUUCCUUCGCUAGUGUCGAAACAUCCCGAAUCGUUGGUUGAAGCCUAUCGACGAUUGGACGAAGAAAUCUGUGUUCUGGAAAGUACUACGCCCGGGCCAAGGCUAAUGACGGCCGAAGCUUGGGUAGAGCUAUUAAACAGCGCUAAGGGUGCAGUGAGUAAUAGCACUGGUCAGGAGGUGGUCGUACCACAACCACCAUCAUCACCGCUACCAAAUGAGAUCCUUCCCAACGGGAACAUUCCAAAUGGGGUGCCUGGAGGUGCAUUAAAGCGGCCGUUAUCUGCGGAAAUGGAUAAUCUAACCGAGAAUGCACGCAAAGAGAUGGUUAAGGUUCGUGAAAUCAUCCUCAAGCUAGACAUUGUUUCCAAUGAAUUCAAGGCGGCACAGCAGGAAGAGUUCAUUGCACGGCUUUCCCGUACUGCGAUGGAUCAUGAAGCAGAUCAUUUUCGUGAAGAGAUGAUCGUACAUUCGCGGAAGCGCGUCCAAACCCUACGGACAGCCUUCGAACAGUUAAAACGGUUGUAUCUCGAGCAAGAUCGCUUGCUAGCGACAGUUUACAACGGAGCGUACGGUACGGUGAACGAACAAAAGCUUGACAUUGAGCUGGAUUCAGCACGCGACGUACGAGAUCGUCUCGGUGGAGCCGUUGAACAAUGGCGAAUUGCUGGCGGUUUGUUAAGAGCAGCUGCUAAAGGACUCCACCAGGUGGUGGACUAUUGGGAGCUGAUAAGACCAUCGAAAGGUGCGGAAGAAACGAUCACACUAGCGCUGGACGCACGAUCUACCUGUCACGGUGCACUAAUGGCACUCGAGGCAGCUCAGGCAGCACUUCCAUCGGUUGAGAUACCGUACAUUACGAUCCGUCAGCAGUCGGCCGUACGUCACGCACUGAUCUACCUCCUGACGGACAUGGUUAAUCCUGCCCGGUACCAGCACACGCGUGACGUGUUUAGUGUGUUCAACACGAACGUAUCUAAAGCGGUUCACUGGCUGCACGAAUGUUACAACGAAACACUUAAGCAGGACUUUGACAGUGCCGAUCAGGCUGCUACACUGUUAGCGAAACAUUUGCGUGAAGAACGUCUGCGGUACAUAGUGAGCAAGAUGCCAAACAAAAUCUACAUCCGACCCGCAAUCGGAUAA